Molecule: messenger RNA, 1806 nt
Organism: Opisthorchis viverrini
Lineage: Eukaryota; Metazoa; Platyhelminthes; Trematoda; Opisthorchiida; Opisthorchiidae
Exons: 8
Coding region: 76-1074 (332 amino acids)
Cellular component (GO): membrane
Molecular function (GO): phosphatidylinositol bisphosphate binding
Source: RefSeq, a predicted model, not a curated record
GGAGCCCGCGCGCUUCGCAUUGGGCGUGAGCUCCUCUAGGGUAUUCCCGAUCAUCUUUUUGCGACAACUUUGCGAAUGGCUGGAAGAAGAGAGGAUGUGCUUUUAACGCCAAAUCCUGAGUUAACUGCGUUGCAUCGGAAGAUAGCAAAGAAAGAAUUGCAUGAAAAUCCGGAACACAUUGCUGCUCAUAUAACAAGCCUGAGAAGAUGGAUAACCUCAACGAAACAUUUGGAAUAUCCAGACGAUGACCGCGUAUAUUCUGCCUUCCUACGUCAUGCUAAAUAUGAGCAUUCUGUGGCACAAGGUCGGAUGGACAACUUCGCCACUUUGAGAACGUCGGAAAAGUGUAGUACCUCCAAAUGGUUUAUUCUUCCACCUAUCAGUGACCCAGUUGUUGAGAGAUAUCUGAACUCCGGGAUCCACAUUCCGGUUGGGUUUCUGGACGACGGGACAUUUCUUUUUAUCGUGCGUCCAGCUGCCCUGGACAAAGAAAACUUCCCAGUAGAAUUCGUACUGAAAUUUGUAACUUUUCAUAUGGACCGGAUAUUUGAAGACCCGCGAGUACAAAUAUGCGGUAUUCGCUUAUUCAUGGACAUGACCAAUGUCUCAUCAAAGCUCAUGCAAAAAAUGAAUCCCGCAAAGAAUUUUAAGGAAAUCAUCAAAAUGUUUCAGGAGGGAUAUCCGGCCCGUAUUAAAACUUUUAUUUACUACAAUGAACCUAUUUGGAUGGAUCAACUUCUCAAGAUAAUGUUCACGUGGAUGAAACCAAAACUGAGAGAAAGAAUAAUUCGGUCCAAAAGUGAUAUAACGAAGGCCUUUGCAAAAGUGCAUGGUUUGCAAGCUAUACUCCCUAGAGAAUACGGUGGUGACAAUCGCAGCAUCAAUGACAUUAUAGCGGAAAGGAAUGCUUGGUUCAGGAAGCAGUACGAUGAACCUACCAUUUGGACUGGAAUAAAAGUAGACGAAAGCAAGAGGCCAGAGUCGGCCAAACACUACCUGAAGGAAUAUAAAGAGUAUUCUGAACAUUCCAUGGGUCAUGCGGGAACAUUCGUGCAGCUUCCACAAAGCGAUUAAUCUUGUGGGUGCCUACAGUCUGUGAUCAUCGUCUUCUGUAUACCAGUCUCCCUGACUACCUAGGUGUCUUUCUACUGUUGGAUAUUUCCACUCACCAAUUCAUAAACACGUACGAUAUCACGGAAAUUUGGCAAUUUAUUUAAUACGAAAACUUUUAUUCCUCUUCUUUGGUGCUCUGAUAUUUUUCGCCUACAAACGUGUUGCUAUCUGCAUCUGUUCGUCAACAACCUAAUGUCUGCCCCACAGCUUUUUGCCAUAGUGUCUUUUUUCACACAAAACACCGAUCGACUAAGUCCCCCUUAGUAAACAGUGCGCAAACGCCGGUUGCUUGUUUUUAUUACACACUUAACGAGGAUAUAUUUUACAUUGUUUCGAACUGAAUAGAUUCACUAAUAUCACUGAAUCAGUGUGCCUGCAAACUUACACUCAGACAACACAUCGGAAAGAAAAGUGUCGUCCUAUAUUAGUUUAACAUUAUUUUUCCUUCUCAUUUACAAAGAUCUAGCGAUUUAGCACAUACAUUACUCAAAGGCUCAUUUUAAGCCCGAUGGAUAAAAGUGACGAUUGUUUUCAUUUUGAAGCCUUGUACUGAAGAACCGACGUUAAACUUCGUAGCCAGCAACAACAAUGUGAUGAACAUGACUGAUACUCUAUUCGUUGCUCUAUUCAUUAUUCUCUUGUUUUAAUAUUCCACAUGCUGUAUAUAUUCGCCAAUUCGAACACAUACGUGCU